Oldenlandia corymbosa var. corymbosa is the source of this 2586-nucleotide messenger RNA. NCBI's taxonomy places the organism in Eukaryota, Viridiplantae, Streptophyta, Magnoliopsida, Gentianales, Rubiaceae. The record is from the annotation of a GenBank genome assembly.
GACGUUGAUGCUCGCCAAACCGUAGAAAAAGGUUAUUCAGCCCAUAAAUAUUUGGGCUACCUUUAAAUUACUACUAUAAAUUCAAGGUUCUCAAGCUUUCAUCGGGGGUUUUAGCUAUUUGUUUCUCCGUCGUCUCUACGUUCCCCGCUUCGUUGUCCCUUGCUUUCUCCGGCGACCUAGGUUUUCACUUUUCAGCAUGAGUCGGUCAGGACAGCCUCCGGAUCUGAAGAAGUACAUGGACAAGAAGCUCCAGAUCAAGCUGAAUGCCAAUCGCAUGGUGGUUGGGACUCUACGCGGUUUUGACCAGUUCAUGAACUUGGUGGUUGACAACACUGUGGAAGUGAAUGGCAAUGAGAAGAUCGAUAUUGGGAUGGUGGUUAUCAGAGGAAACAGUGUUGUCACUGUUGAAGCUCUUGAACCAGUUGGUAGAACGCAGUAGAUGGUCUCAGGUUGGAUUCAUCUGGUUAUGGAAUGUUAAUGAGUUUAAUGAUGUUGUGAUGCGGUGAGUCUGUACUGUGAGCAUUGCUUUUUGUUGCAAUUGCAUCUAGUAGUUUCAGGUCUGUAUUUUUGCAUAUCUGUAAACCAGAAUUUAACAUUUUCUAUUAACUGGGGAACCUCAAAAUGACUUAGCCAUAUAUUUAUUGCCCAUGCUUCUUCUAGCUUUGUUCUUGUUCUUGAAAGGAGGGCUUUAGAUUAAAAAAAUUCAGCUUAACCUUCAAUCUCAUCUCCGUCUCUCUCUGCCUGGGUUCAAAAUCCAGGCGAAGCUGACCACCAAGUUAAGUUCUUCUAUUUUGUGUUGAUCACUCUGAACUGAUGCUAUGAAUAUAAAAUGUAUGCAUGAUAUCUAUGUUGCAUCACUUAAAGCAUUAAUUGGCUCUUCCGGCCUCUAAAAGCUUAGAACUUAACCGUUCUUGUGUACUUGCUUAAAGGUUGUUGCUUUUUGACUAACUUGGUGCCCUCUGUCUGGAAUUAUCAUAUGGUGAGUUGUACCAGUAGUUUUAAACAAUGAAAUAGGAUUUGACUUACAUAUGCACUUCACGAUAAAAGCGAAAGAUUUUUUGGUUUUGGAGAACAUAUUUCUCACAUGGAUUUCAAAGCGAGUGCCAAAUAUUUGUUUAGGAGGAGGGGGAAUUGGGGAAGGAGAUUGACCGAUAACAUUUGCAGCUAAUUUGCUUGUUACAUAUUGAAUGAAGAAUACACAUUCUGUACUCUUGAGUCCUCAAGUUUCGUUAUAUGAAAUUAUGUCCUUCAAUUACUUCAAGUCAUUCAAUAUGCGCCUUUGCCUUCUACACUACAUCAAAGACGAUUGGUGUGAAGCAAUUCAUAAUUUAUGGCCAUUUUGUGCAGGGGCACCCAAUUUACUUAGAGAAAAAUGAAUCACAAACUCUUGCAAUGAGCGGAAAUGAAAUAAUAUGCGCACGAGAGAAAAUUACUCUAAGCACAUGAAUUUCAGCAGCAAGAUAUGAAUGACAACAAAUGCAACAUAAAAGGAAAUACAAAAUUAAUUUCUCUGUGACUCACUAGAGAAAAAGAUUGAUUACAUUCUUUAUACGAAAGAAUACCACCCGUCUCUUUACCUUCAACUUCACGGGUACAACUAUGAACUAUUCAUGUCUUCCAUCUAACACGACAUGACAGUUUGGAUACAGGUUUUCUUUCACUAUGUUUCGCUGAUUGCCUACGAGCUUUCAACAAUUGAAUCUUGUUCCUUGAAGAACUUUUGGUAUCUAAAUCCGGAAAACAUUGCCCCCCUAUGAUUUAACGGUGGAAGCAUUGAUAUCAUAAGGACAAUGCAUCUAAACUAUAUCAUUUUUGAAUUCUCUGGAUACAGUUUAUUUAAUUUCUUACAUAAUUUUGUACAGUUUGUUAAAAUUUCGCUUGUUUAUUAGUCUUUUUCUCUCCAUGGUUCUGCAAGGAAUGCGAUUUACAGUUUUUCACCUGGAAGAAUUUCACAUCAGAGAACGGCAAACACAAUAUAACCUGCACAAAUCAGAAUUUAUGACACGGAAACUGAAGCGGCUAUAAAAUCUUACAGAUAGAAGUUGUGUAGAAGAGAAAUUUGAAGAAAUUGAUCUAUCUGAGGUUGAGCUAUAUCGAUGACCAAUGGAUGCGCAAGAGUUGACGAGUGUUUGAAAUGCAACCCUGGCAGAAUCAUAAAUCGUGAACUGACAUCGGUAUUAGGUAUUAAUGGAGCUUUGAAACAAAAUCUGACUUUGUUUUUCCUCCAUUUGAGUUGCUUUACUGUCCUCAGAUGCAUAUAUAAAAUAAAAUAAUUGAUGCCAUCUUCAGCACACUAAAAUACCAUCGACGGGGAAAAGAAAAGUCUACCGGUGGGAGAGUUGGGUGGAAUGAUUAGGGCAUUAGGAUUGGGGAUGGUUAUUAUUGGGGGUGGAAGGUUCGAUUUUCACUAUAGUCAUCCAAUUUUAAGAAAAAAAAAUCUACCUUCAAAUAAAUUAAAUGUCAAUUGGACAAUAAGAAUAUCAAAUAAUUUCUGGUUUGGUAUACCUCGAGCCAUAUGCAGUUUGUCAAUGGAGACAAAUUAGAUAUUCUCUAACACUAUUAUGUAACACUACAAUUAAACACGUG